UGUCACAUUUAUCUUUGUUUUGGUGAUUGUUUUUUUUGUUGAUUCAACAAGUUUUCAAUUUCAUGUCGAUAAUUUCGUAAAAUUAAUUAGCUUUUCUCCUUUAGUAUGAAAGAACCACUAAUAUUUCUUUAUCUCAUUGUUACCUAUUUAGGUGAACUACACGCAGUAAAUCAUUGGAUUGUAACUCAAAGUGGAAAAAUACAAGCUUUUCUAAGAUCACCGUUUGAUUUACGAAAACCUGAUGAUCUCCUGGCACUUUUGGAUCAAGAAAAUCGCAAAAAUGAUAUAAGCGAGCUAUAUGAGGAUCUUGUGUCACGGAAAACUGCUAUUGAGAAGAAAUGGUGUGAUAUUGAAGAAAAUUCCAACAUUGGUUCUAGAGUAAACUUCGAAGAUGCAGACUGUCUGGCCGCAGAAAAGCUGUUCUCCGAACUAGAUCUUUAUAAUAAUAUGGCAAUCAACGGAACUGAAAGGGGUAUCAGAAUAUCAAUUCCAAAGGACAUAAAAUUGGAUGAAGAGCGAAGUAGUGACAAGUUAACAGAACCCAUUUGCGUAAAACUAACUCCUUCAAAAUGGUCUGAGCCAAUACUAAAUAGGACCAAUUUGGUUAUAGAGCCAGAAGAUGCUUUAAUUAGAAACUUUAUACCUAUGAAAACGUUGGAUGAGUUUGGAUAUUUUGUUGUUAAAGCUCUUAAAGAAAACUCGACUUCAUGGAUUCACUAUAAUCUUGCUUCUUUUUAUUGGAGAGUUAAAGGAAAGAGUCAAGAGGCUAUUGACUGUUUAAAGUUAGCAAUUCAGUUUGGACAAGGAAUCUAUCAAGAUAUUCCUUUACACAACCUUGCUGGAAUUCUUCAUCAUUCGCGUCACCCUUUAGAAGCAAUUCAAUUGAUGAACAGCGCUAUUAAGCUUGCACCUAACGUUCCAAUACAUUAUUUUGCAUUAGGAAACAUAUACGCCUCCAUGACAGACUUUAACAAUUCGAUUAAAAAUUACGAUAAAUGUUUAGAACUUGAUCCACAAAACAAAGAAGUCGCUAACAAUAGGCAUGCGAUGUUGUGUUAUUAUAAAUUAGAAAAUGCUUUAACGUCGUUUCAAAAUGAUCUGCAAAAUAUUCUCUCAGAACUUCAUGACUAUCACAGUAUUCUUCAGCAAUGGUUGCGGUUGCAAGAGCGAUUAAUGUGGGAAACGGCUACUUUUAAUUAUGAAUUUGACUCAAUGAACCCAGAUAUGUCUCAUGUUUCUAAAAAGGUUCAAAGGUGUAUUAAAAAAACUACAGGCAACAAACCCAUUAUUUCGUGCGAGUUUUAUGAUAAAACGCCCGAAGUAGAAAAGUUAAACCUUCAUAGUUUGUUUGAAAUUGUGGAAAACGAGAGACAGAGACUGGAACAAUUCAAUCUAGAGACCACGAAAAUUAAUAUUGAACCUUCGAAAUUGGGACUUCCAAGAUUUCCCACCAGUAUGCCGACAAAAGCCAAUAAAUACUUUGACGCAACAGGAUGGCCAAAAAAAGAUGAGUGCGUAGAAUGGGCUUUGGUUUUAGAGGACAAAGACGACCUUGAAUUACCAGUAUUUAUUCCACCUGAUAAUAAGGGAUACAAAUUGAAAAAAGCCAUCACUGAUGACAUAGGCUUACCAGAUUACUCUCAACACGAUUUACCAUGGUAUCCACCUAUUUGUGAAGGCGAAAAUGUGAAUGGAGAAAAAUUUAUUCCGAUAUCCGAAAAGAAUCUUUUAGAUGUCAAAUACAAGUCCAAUGCUUAUUUAAAAAGUCUUUUUUUAAAGUAUCUUAAUGACGGUAAUUCUGACGAGAACGAGAUUGGUCAGAGAAUUAUUACUGCUAUGAAAAAAGGAACUUCACCUAAAUGGGUUUUAGCUACCCUAGCUAGUUUAUACUGGAGGGUGAGAGGCAACUUUAGAAGAGCGCUUGACUGCUUAGACAUGGCGUUCCAGAAUGCACCCAAGGAUGAGAGCGACGUAGUUUUAGUUUCAAUCGCAUCUACAGUUUAUAUGCUGGGAUUAAAGGACCAAUGCAGUAAAUUUCUCACUAUUGCGUUUAAAGUAAAUUAUGUGGAGCCCGCCACAAACUUUUUUCUCGCCUUGCUGCACUACCAGAAUGAAAAUCCACUUUUAGCAAUAUAUUAUCUAAAAAGUACAUUGAGGGUAGAACCGGACUUUUACAAUGGGGAGGCGGAGAGGUUAUUAAAAAUUUGGUCUUGUAGGAUCAAACUCGGAUACACCUUACGACCUGGUUCAUUGAUAUGAUUAAGCUGAUUUGUUGUACUUUUACUAGUCAUUAUGAUGCACAUCUUAAUUUUUGUAGGAAACAUUUUAAAGGACCAAAUCAAUAGCUACGAGGCUAUUUUAGAACGAGCCUAUCAUAGAGGACAACUGUGAAGUUGUCAAAAAGAUAUUGACAAAAUGAAAAGGUCAAGUGGGACCUAAGCAUAUUUGACAAAUCUGCUGUACCUGAUAAAAUAAUUAUAGCGACGAUGCAACAAGGACGAGACACUAAGU
This is a messenger RNA of Anthonomus grandis grandis, 2511 nucleotides long. Its product is annotated as tetratricopeptide repeat protein 17-like. Bases 106 to 2259 code for a protein of 717 amino acids. NCBI's taxonomy places the organism in Eukaryota, Metazoa, Arthropoda, Insecta, Coleoptera, Curculionidae. The record is from RefSeq and is a predicted model, not a curated record. Gene Ontology annotation, molecular function: protein binding. Gene Ontology annotation, cellular component: actin cytoskeleton; cytoplasm. Gene Ontology annotation, biological process: actin filament polymerization. The transcript is spliced from 12 exons.